AGUUCUGUGAAUGAAUCUAUCAAUUACAACUUUCUUUUCUAACAAUAAGUGAUCAACAAUGAAUUAGAAAAGUGGUGUAUCAAUUUGAUCUGUGUUACAUUUUUUAUGUGUUCGAUUCGAAAUGGGCGACAGCAGCGACUCUGAAGAGUUCUACGAUGCAGAAGACUUCACACCCAAUAGGGGAUCGAAGAGAUCAUCACUCUGCAAGAGUAUAAGCAUAACAGACAACUCGAGUGGCUCGGACAAGGAGAAGGAGAAGCCGAGUAACAAAGCUGAAGAUGAAGCAGCUGCCACACGAACCAAAGAGACACUGGUGGACGAACAUUCCUCUGUUAAACAUGUGGUACAAGGUCGUCGCAGGUUCCAGGAGCUACGGAGGUGCAUGCAAACAGAGGAAGAAGACGAACCUGACGUUCCACAACAAUCUGACCAUGCGUAUGCUCUGGAGCAUCCAUUCAAAAUCAUAUCGCACGAUACGAUGAGUCUACAGAGUAUGACGUCACUCGGCAGGAUCGGCAGGAUACUCAGCGGGGCUGCGGAGUCGCAUCCAAACAUAAGAGAGAACAUUCCAGUACCUUCCGCAUCAUCACGAGAACCUUCCACGAUAUCUGACGACCCUUUGAAUACAGACAGAACUCAGAAUGUGCUAGCAAUGGCUGAACCAGACGUGAUAGCGAGUACAAAAGCAAACAGUCUGAAACAAAGAUCCGGGGGAACGGCCAUAGUAGCUGUGAGUCAUACCCAUUUGCCUGGACCCGUUGCACCGCCCAGGAAGAAGAAACGCAACAAAUUGCACGGUUCACAAACGCUAUCGACAGCAGACGGCGACGACGUGAGCGUGUGCUCGCAGCCCGCGCACACUACACGCAAACCGCAUCUCGACUCGCUCAGAGUGGAGGCGGCUCAAGUAAGCACAUUGAGUCAGAGCAUGGCCUUGCCCAGUCCGGCGAGUACUAUCGAAUCAUUGACGAGAGAGUUUCAAGACUCGUUGGAACUAUCACAUUCUAAAUAUGCAAGCGACAUGUCCCUGGGCGACACGUGGUCGUCUCCCCAGGCGCCGCCCGCACGCACACACACGCAGCCACAGCACACACACACACAGCCCCAGCAUACACACACGCAGCAACAGCACACACACACGCAACUUUAUGCACACACGCACACGCAUGCUGAUCUUAGUGCUGUUAAUGGCGAAUGCGGUCGCAACGAAGAAACACGUGCGGGUACCCGUAUGCAUAGUGGUACUGCAAGUCUGGGAUCUACUACUCGGCGGGGCGAAGGCGCCCGCGCGCGGCGGCGCUCGGCCGGCGACUCGCCCGCGGAGGGCGACGUGGGGGGCGAAGGCCUACGGGCCCGCUGUGCGUCCGGCCGACAGCUCUCCGACAUCGAGAUACUAGAGCAGGUCACCGUGCUUAAUUUGGAUACUGUGCACAGGUGUGUUGCAGGCGAGCGCGUGCCGCUCAGCGUCGCCGAGCACAAGCUGCCCCAGUGCAUCAACCCGCUCAGCCUGCACAUCAUGCGCCUCACGUCCGAGUAUAUCGGGAGACCGGCUGAUGAUGACCAUAAUAGGGAAACUGACGAGGAAAGUGAAAGCGUAUGCACGGGAGGCGUUGAGGAUGAGACGAAAGAAGCUAAAAGAGAGUCGGUCGAUCGACAAACGACAGCUAUCAAACGUAAAACCGAAAAUGUAAUUCGAGCCGAUCUCGUCAAGUGUCACUCGCACGACAACAUAAACAUCAGGUUAAAGCGGUUCUUCGGUAGCACAGUUAAGAAAACAGUAGAUGCUGCUAAAUCUCUAGCACAAGAAGUAUCACAUGCGAGACAUAAAGAAGACGUUGCUGAGAUAGCAGAUGAUGUGCAUGGAGAACAUAAUAUUAAACUGAAAGCAUCUAACUCACACAAGGGACCGUACGACUUCGAUGGAUGCGUGCGUUAUGUACAGGAGCUGGGCGGCGAGGGCCUGGGGCACGCGGGCGCGGUGUGGUGCUGCAAGUUCAGCGUGUGCGGCCGCCUGCUCGCCACCGCGGGGCAGGACCGGCUGCUGCGCGUGUGGGUCACACGGGACGCCUGCCACAUGUUCCAGGAUAUGCGCACAAAAUACAACGCUGAACAGAAAUCGUCCCCCACCCCGUCCCAAGAGUCCCUCGCGUCCCUCGCCCCGCCCCCCUCCCCGGACCACUCCCCCCCACUCGGCCCCGGCGCCCCCUUCAACCCUAAACCCUUUUGCAUCUACUCUGGACAUAAUUCCGACCUGCUAGAUGUCUCCUGGUCCAAGAAUUACUUUAUCCUGUCCAGUUCUAUGGACAAAACGGUCCGUUUAUGGCAUAUUUCGAGGGGCGAGUGUUUGUGCUGUUUCCAGCAUAUUGAUUUCGUGACGGCCAUCGUCUUUCAUCCGAGAGAUGAUAGGUAUUUCCUGUCGGGGAGUCUGGAUGGCAAGUUGCGGCUGUGGAAUAUUCCGGAUAAAAAGGUGGCCGUUUGGAACGAAGUGGACGGCAAAACGAAACUAAUAACAGCGGCUAAUUUUUGUCAAAACGGCAAGUUCGCUGUCGUCGGCACUUACGAUGGCCGCUGUAUCUUCUACACAACAGAUCAGCUCAAAUAUCACACGCAAAUAGACGUUCGUUCCACAAGAGGAAAGAAUUCAACAGGAAGAAAAAUAAGCGGCAUCGAACCUAUGCCAAACGAUGACAAAAUACUUGUAACCUCAAAUGACAGUCGUAUACGAUUGUACGAUUUACGAGACUUGAAUUUAUCCUGCAAAUAUAAGGGCUAUGUGAAUGUGUCGAGUCAAAUAAAAGCCUCGUUUUCUCAUGAUGGGAAAUACAUAGUUAGCGGGUCAGAAAACCAGUGUAUUUAUAUAUGGAAGACGUGUCAUGAUUACUCCAAAUUCACGUCAGUUAGGAGGGACAGGAACGACUUCUGGGAAGGGAUAAAAGCCCAUAAUGCAGUGGUGACUUGUGCCAUAUUUGCGCCCAAUCCUGAUCAUAUGAUACGCAUGAUUAAUGAAAGGGAAGAGAAACUUAAUGCGGGCAAGAGUCAAGAGGAGAAGGAGGAAGUGAAGAGUCCAGAAGGCGGUAUGGUAUCGUCCUCCCAAACGGGCCACGUGCUCGUCAGUGCGGACUUCAACGGCGCCAUACGAGUGUUCGUUCACAAGGCGAAGCCCAAACACUCCUCGCUACCUGCCUCUGCACUUGCUUAGAUGUGAUGAUUUAGAAAAUUUUUGUGAAGAAAAUAUGCCCAAAUCACGCUGGCUUCAUAUACACAUCUACACAAAAAAUAUUGGAAAAUAAUUCGUAUAUAAUCUAUUUAUUUUGAUGAAUAAGUUAAAACAAAUAGAUUAUGUUGUAUUUUCUGAGUUGACUUCGAAAUUUAGGGAAGCAUCCAGCAUCUGUGACUGUAAAAAAUCAAUAAUUUGCGAUUUUUUCGUCAAAAACAGACUUUCGUUUUGAACAGAAAUAUAAGGCUAACGUAAUAAAGUUAUUGUGACAAUCAAAAAACUCAUGUAUACUGAAUUUUUUUUUUAAGAUUUCAAGCAGUGGAUAGGACAACAUUAUCAUAAAAGUAACAGCUUAUGUCGUGCUAAACUCAGAGCCCAUGGGGUCUUCGAAAUUAAAAUAUAAAAUACUUAAUAAAGAAAGAGAUCAAUUAUUGUUUGUAGGUGUUUUAUGUAAUACAUUUCAUUUUUUAAUACUAAAAUUCUGGAAACCGUCAUUCCGCCAACACUAUAAUGUUAAAUACAAAAAAAAUGCAACUGACUCGAUGUUAAAAUUUCACAUCGCUUUAGCGCAAAGCGACUAAACGCGGUUUUAAAAAUUAACAAUGUGUCUUGAAUUGUUUUACGAAAUUUGCAAUUUAAUAAAGUGAGACUAACCUAACCUAACUUAAAUUUGAGAUAUCAUACCGUGGUCUAGUUAGAGGCAGUGGAAAAAUCUAAAUAAAAACAAAGGAAAAGCUAAAAGAUGCAAUCAAUAAUGCUUUCUUUGUAGAUCACUGUUAUUCAAUUUUUUAGAUAAACUUUUAUAAUGACGAUUAAAAAUUAUAAGAAAAUCUUAGAAUGUUUAAUUCCGAAACAAAUGUGACUGCCACAAUAUAGAGACCAUUUUGAGAUGAAUUUAAUAAUAUAUCAAUAAUAGUAAUUGCAGUUAAAUUGAUAAAAAAUUAAUAAAAAUAAACUGAUUAUAAUUUUGAAUAAAAGAUUGCGCGGGCACGUAGCGACGCAACUCCCCAUACAGUUGAUGGGAGAGACAAAAUAGUUGCGGAGACAAAAGUUGCUCUUGCGUGUUAGCUCUUAAUCGCCUAUGGUGUCGAAUCAAAAAGAUUGAAUCUUAAAUUAAUGAUUGUUAUAAAUUUGUAACAAAAAUGAUAUGACUCUGUACGCACAUGUAUAACGGAAUUAAAUAUGGCUAAUCCUUAAUCGACCAAAUUUAUAAUUUAAUGUCACACUAUUGUUAUUGUGUUAAAAAACUUUAUGUGAUGUAUUCACGGUUUACCAAAUGAUAAUUACGAAACUAUUAAUGUCUUUGGUUGUAAAAGAAUAUCACUAACUUAUAAAUAUAUUAUCUUCAUUACAACUUACAUAUUAUUAUAAAUUAUGUCAAUAAACUUAUGUUAAAAACUAUUUAAUGAUAAACAUAUUAUUCUUAAAUCAUGUAUAAUUUAUUUUCGUAUUUAUCAAAAAAUGUAAUAAAGUAUAUUUUGUAUAUUUGUUAGGAAGUUAUACACCAAUUAAAUAUCUCGUUUAUUUUGUAUAAGUUCUUGCCUCUAAAUAUUGUGAUUAAUAAAAUAAGUGUACAUUGAAUAGUUGUAUAGAUCGCGAUGCCAUUGUAUUGUAUGUUUAACUGGCAUUUAUCUUUGAAAAUAAAUGGGUAUAUAACAUGUU
Messenger RNA from Colias croceus (clouded yellow), 4879 nucleotides. Its product is annotated as WD repeat-containing protein 44. The transcript has 19 exons. Bases 122 to 3199 code for a protein of 1025 amino acids. NCBI's taxonomy places the organism in Eukaryota, Metazoa, Arthropoda, Insecta, Lepidoptera, Pieridae. The record is from RefSeq and is a predicted model, not a curated record. Gene Ontology annotation, molecular function: protein binding.